This is a messenger RNA of Naegleria lovaniensis, 444 nucleotides long. RefSeq lists its product as uncharacterized. Gene Ontology annotation, molecular function: protein-disulfide reductase [NAD(P)H] activity. NCBI's taxonomy places the organism in Eukaryota, Heterolobosea, Eutetramitea, Acrasida, Naegleriidae. Bases 1 to 444 code for a protein of 147 amino acids. Gene Ontology annotation, cellular component: cytosol. The transcript has 2 exons. The record is from RefSeq and is a predicted model, not a curated record.
AUGUCUGCCUUUGAAGAAGUGAUUGUUGAAACUCCUGCUCAAUUCGACUCGACUGUUCAAUCUCAAGUGAACAAUAACCCCGGUGCUUUGGUUUUUGUCUAUGUAACUGGUAAGAAGGAUACAAGCACCGGAAAGAGUUGGUGUCCAGAUUGUGUGGUUUCUGAACCAAUUGUUACUGAAGAUUUCCUUCCUGAAGUUGAUAGAGAAUGCAAGAAGAAAGGACUCAAGACCAUUCUUGUGAAAGCACUUGUUGAAAGAUCAGAAUACAAGGGAAAUCCACAAUAUCCAUACAGAACUCAUCCCGAUUUACGUGUCAAGUCAAUUCCAACAUUCAUCUUGUGGAACGCAAAGGAUGACGAGAAAGGUGGUCGUAUUGACAACUUUAAUGACCUGGACCGAUUGGAUGCUAUGCGUGUUGCAGCAAUCAAAAUUGCAAAACAAUAA